Molecule: messenger RNA, 1026 nt
Organism: Alternaria incomplexa
Lineage: Eukaryota; Fungi; Ascomycota; Dothideomycetes; Pleosporales; Pleosporaceae
Exons: 3
Coding region: 1-1026 (341 amino acids)
Source: RefSeq, a predicted model, not a curated record
AUGCUGUUUGUCGAGUGCAAGGGCACCCCGUACGAGAUUGGCUACCAACACGGUAAAGCCGCGAAACUACAAAUUGCGCGUUGCAUUGAGUUCUACGCGUGUCUCUUCCUCAAGAACUGCAAGAAGAGAUGGCCACAGGUCCUCCAACACGCGUCGACGUUUGAACAGCGAGCAAAGGCGCAAUGGCCAAACUUCUACGAAGAGAUGCAAGGCAUUGCCGACGGCUCCGGACGCGAGUUGCUAGACAUCGUAGCGAUAAACGUCCGAACUGAGAUCAACUUUGGCCUGUUCAGCGAUGGCUGCACUGCCCUCGCGUGGCACACUCAGAACCGGGCAUGGUUGGCGCAGAACUGGGAUUGGAUGACCGAGCAGCAAGAGAACCUGAUUGUUACCAAGAUUACACAAGCGAACAAGCCCACUAUAAUCCAAGUAACCGAGGCAGGCAUAAUUGGAAAGAUCGGCUUCAACAGCAGCGGCGUAGGCACGUUGUUUAACGCCAUAAAAGUUCACGGCGUGGAUUCUACCCGAAUGCCCGCUCACUUUGGCUUGAGAAUGGCACUGGAGAGCACGUCAGUCGACGAAGCAGUACGCAAGCUAGAGAGUUUCGGCAUGGCAUCCUCAGCCCAUAUUCUCAUAGCUGAUGCAAACACGUCCCUGGGCUUAGAAUUCACAAAGAGCACUUUUGCGCACGUGUUACCAGACUCUAGCUCAAGGGUCAUCCACACGAAUCAUCUGCUGCUGGAUCACCCUGGCGAAAUCGAUACCGUAUGGCUCAAAGACUCCAUCACUAGGGUUCAAACAAUGGCCACGAACGUGGGAGCGCUGGGUGACGACCCAAGCUGGGAAGACGUGACUCAAUUGUUUGCCGACCAGCAGAAUGCGCCGGGUGCGAUAUGUAGGUUUGAGACCGAGGAGACUGGAAGUGGUACCCUGUUCAACAUUGUUAUGGACUUGAAAAGCAAGAAAGCAGUGCUGAAGAUGGGGAUACCAACACAGCCAGAGGAAACUCUGAGUCUAGAGCUAUAG